Molecule: messenger RNA, 1404 nt
Organism: Durusdinium trenchii
Lineage: Eukaryota; Dinophyceae; Suessiales; Symbiodiniaceae
Source: the annotation of a GenBank genome assembly
AUGACCUGGGGGGGCCUGCGUGGAGCGGUCGGCCUUGCGCUGGUGUUGUCCAUGCGGGAGUUGCUGAUGCAGCAGGGCAAGCAGGAGACGGCACGGCUCAUGGUCUUCUUUGUCUCGGGCUUUGCUGCCCUCACAUUGUUGGUGAAUGCCACAACCUGCAGUUUGCUCUUGAAGUGCUUGGGUCUCACAAAGACGCCUGAGGCUCAGAGUGCAAUCCUGGAGCGUCUUCGUCAUGAACUGUUUGUGGUGUCUCGAAGAGCCUUCACCGAUUCACUCGACUGCGAUGGCCGUUUCAAGGCGGUGAAGGAGCGUGAAAUCAAUCACAUGCUGGAGCACUUGAACGCAGAGUUGGACGAACCACAUGAGGAGUGGAGCAUGAAACUGAUUGGUGCUGGGAGAUGGACCCUUUCAGGCCUCACCGUGUCCAACAACAUCAACCCCUUUGCGGUACGUCCAGCCCCCGAAGGUGCAGAGCCCGAGAAGCAAGAAGAGAAGCCAGAGGAGAAGCCAGAGGAGAAGCAAGACAAAGGCCGAACGUCAGCGCUCGGUGCGGCACCACCACGGCGCUCAAGUAUACAAGCAUGGGACCACCACUGGUGGUGGGGCUUUGAGGAGAUCAAAGUGGACCGUGAGGCCACCUGGACUAGACAGACGAGCCAAGAGAGGCAAGCUGGGCAAGCUGCGCCGGGGUCCCAUCAGGAGCGGGAGGUCUUUCGGAAGCUCUUUAUGUCCAUGUUGCGUGCCGAGUAUGUGCGGCUGAUGGAUGUGGGAAUGCUUCCAAGACGAGCUUCAGGCGCUGAGCACCUCUUGGCGUCGGUGGAUGCUGCGGACGACUGGGCGGCCGUGCGUUUGAACGAUUGGACGAUCUUGGAAAAGAAACUCCCACGUCGAGCAAGCUGGAUACGAGUCAAGGUGCGCGAGAUGCUCUCACCAUACUUUGUGUUUUGCCCUGUUGAGAUUAAUGGAGGUUCACAUUUCUUUGAUCUCUUCACUGUCGUGGCCUUCAUCGACGCGCAUCACACAGUUUGUCAUGGACUACUGCAGAGUGACUGGUUCUCCACGGAUGCUCGUAGCGACGUCAUCGAGGAGUCGCUGGCAGAACUUGAAGCUGCUCGAAAGUUUCUCAAAGAGAAUCGCGUUGGAGAGCGGGACAUCAGCAAAGUUCGUACGCUACAGCUGGCCAGCAUGCUCUUCCAGACGCAGCAGGAUCAAGUGGAGAAGUGGAAGCAACAGGGUAUCAUUUCGGCGAAGGAAAUGGAGGAGUUGCUCCACCUGGUGAAGCACGGCCUGGACCGGUCGGAAAUGAUCUUGAAGAAACAGGUUCUCGGAGAUGAAGAGGUAUCUCCCAAAUCGUCCAGGAAGAUGACCUUUUCCACCCUCGUCCGACUCCUACCGGGCCGAUGA